Molecule: messenger RNA, 1651 nt
Organism: Drosophila nasuta
Lineage: Eukaryota; Metazoa; Arthropoda; Insecta; Diptera; Drosophilidae
Product: arrestin domain-containing protein 17
Exons: 3
Coding region: 102-1508 (468 amino acids)
Biological process (GO): protein transport
Cellular component (GO): cytoplasm
Source: RefSeq, a predicted model, not a curated record
CAACGAGCUGGUUCGGACAGCUUUACGCCUAGGACGCGAGAAUCAUUUAACAUACUUGACGAGUAUACAGAGAACCGAUACCGAACCUCGGGCGCCAUAAUAUGUCCAACAAUUGUAUUAUUACAUUUGACCAAAAUGAGCACGGGACAUAUUUUACAGGCCAAGUCGUAACCGGCAAGGUGAUUGUCAAUUUUAAUAAAUCGAAAAAACUCCGAGGUAUUAAACUACAGAUUUGCGGAUAUGCCUGCGCUCAGUGGCGUAGAAAACAUGGUCGCACGCUGGCCACCAACCAGGCGAACUUUAAGCCCGGACGCAAGCGUUUCUUUACUGGUCGAGAGGAUUACAUCGCCUCGACGACAUAUUUAAUGGGUUCUGAGCAAGGCCAGACGAUGACCAUUGAGGCUGGCACCUACACCUACACGUUUGCCUGUCCCAUACCCAACCAUUGUCCAUCAUCGUUCGAGGGUAUUUAUGGACAUAUACGUUAUCUGGCCAAGGUGAUAUUUAUACGUGCCGGCGCCUCAAAUCGCACCACCAACGUUGGAUUCACAGUGCUGAAAUUGCUCGAUCUAAAUCAGGAAAAUAAAAUACUGCGUGAACCGGCCAGCAGUGAGGCCAUGGAAUACUUUUGCUUCAUGUACGCAAAACCGGUGCACAUCAAGGUGACUCUGCAGCAGCAAGGCUAUGUGCCUGGGCAGUUUAUGCUCAUCCAUGCCGAUGUGCGCAAUGACUCAAGUGUCGACUGCUCCAAACUAAUGAUCAUGCUCUACCUACGCGCCACCUACACAGCCGAUAUUCCUGCAAUGCAAACUGUUUCCGAGAAGAUUAUGCUGGCCAAGCGCGAGAGUGGUCCUGUUGCUCAUCACUGCCAGAAGUCGUACACGGAAUCAUUCCGCAUUCCAGCCACGGCUCCCACAUGUGAACAUCUCAGCAAGGUGGUGCGAGUGUCGUAUGAAGUGCGCAUUAUCGCGGUCAUGAACUGGUUGAUGGCCAAUCCGAAGGUCGUUAUACCCAUUACCAUUGGCAAUGUACCAUUGGUCACCGUUGGACCAGCUGCUUCACCAGUCUGCGCCCCUCUGCCCAACGAAUUGCCAAGCACCUCAGCCAGAGCCAUGGAACUCGCAGCUGGCAUUCAGAACGGAGGCUACGAACAAACAGAGGAACUAGAGGAUUAUGAGCUACCAGAAGACGGUGACGAUGAAUUUGAGAUUGAGGAUAAUGUAGUACCAGAUCGACCUCCACCAACCUACGAACAGGCAAUGUUCAUGACCGCCGAUAUAGCGGACACGGAUGCCAAUACUGUGAGUGAGGCGGCUCGUUUCACUCCUCGAUAUCCCGUUUUUGACGUGGACACUUUCCAAAGUCCACCCCCUAAUCCUCCACCUAAGAAACGCCACCGUCGUCGUAGACGAGCUGAGCAGAAUGAUCAGAAGAAGCAGCCAAUGAAAGACCAAAGCCAAAGUAGGCAACAGGAGAGAGAGCCAGUGGAAUCGCCGGUCGAGAUUUGAGAAAUUUAUCAGUCACCCAUAUCUUAUCUUUACAGUAUUUAUAUUUUCAACUAGAGACAUGUGCUAUAUAUGAAGUUUGUAUGCUUAUACGUUAUUGUUUGCCAAAUAUCUUCAAAAGAUAUCAAAUAAAUAAACAAGCUUAU